Molecule: messenger RNA, 6955 nt
Organism: Oryctolagus cuniculus (rabbit)
Lineage: Eukaryota; Metazoa; Chordata; Mammalia; Lagomorpha; Leporidae
Gene: MACIR
Product: macrophage immunometabolism regulator
Biological process (GO): negative regulation of fibroblast migration; negative regulation of cytokine production involved in inflammatory response
Source: RefSeq, a predicted model, not a curated record
UAUUGCAGAAUCUGUUACUACUGUGUUCGUUCAGAGCUACGAUUGAUGCUUAAACUUUUAUAUUUAAUCACAGAUUUCUCAAUAUCCUUUAUUAUGUAACUGUGUGGGUUAGAAACAAAAUGGACAGGAUGAAAUGUAAGAGGUGAUCAGCUUAGGGUCCUCUUAAUUUGAUAAGAACUGAUGUAGGGAGUAUGCUUUUGCCAAUAUUGUAGCUUAUUUAAUUACAAAUGAGACUUUGUAGUAGUUACUGUUCUGGAAUAUAAGAUACUUAGUGACCUUAGAAAACAGUCAAAUAAUUUGCUUAUUUUUAUCUGUAUUUCAGAGAGCUAUUUUAAUAUUCACUCAGAAUUCUUAGUACACUAGGAAUAAUAGAACUUGACAUACAUGAUUUAAAAUUUCUUUGCUAAUUUGUAGUUGGAAGGGGGAGUGGGACAGGGGUGUCGCUCAUUUCUCCCAAAGAGAACUUUAAUUUUGUCACCAGGCUAUGAAAACGAAAAUCUGGUUUUAAGUUUUUGCUUGGAGGGCUAGCCAGUCCCACCUGGUACACCUGCCCUGCUUUGACCAUGCUUCCUAAGAGGCAGAUUUCUUGUGAAGACUGUGUGUAGACAGUUACCGUCAAUCCCAUCUGCAGUGACACUGAGUAUUUUUCUAAAAGUAGAAGGAUGACUUCACCCGAAGCUAUUAGUAACCCGGGUUUAAUUUUUACUAGCAGAAAUGGAAAGGAAAUGAAUGCUGCGAUUUUUAAGGGGGUUGCUAUUCAAAGAACUAAUACUAGAAACACAUUUUUGUCUUACUGAACCAAUUAUGGCGAUGUCUUCCCACGUUGGUGAGGUUAAUGAUCUGUUUGUGAGGUCAAGGAUGGUUUUAGAAAAGUCACUCCCUACUUAGCAGUGGCUUGAAACCUUUGAUAAUUUUGUUUUUUACAAGUGACAAAUAAUAAAGUAAGAUUAUUUAACAGGAACCUUGCAGGUGAGGGUGUAAGUACAGCUAAGCAUUUUUGCACUGUGAGUUGUGCUUGGACAGGUAAAUCAUUCCAUUUCUGCUCAGUGUUCUGUUAUUUGAGAACUGUUUUGAUCCAUUUCUCUUACACUUGUUUUCAGAGUAGAGAGUAAGGCUGGUGAUUGCAAAAUACUUUCACUGGUAUGAAUGGAAUUUUUUCCAAGUGCUUUUCCAUCAUUGGUCCAUUCUUAGUCACUUUGAGAAAUGCUACCUGUUUCUUUUUCUUUCAUGUUUUAGAAGCUAGAAUUCGAACUUGUUCUUGUAGUCUACUGAUUUCUUUGCCUAAAAUUUAUCGUGCUUUCCAGAAGAGCAUCUUUAAUGAUCAGUAGGAUUUAUUUACCAAAAUUCAGAAGGGCGUGCCGGCCUUUUGUAUUUAUAACAGUAGGAGUUGUAAGGGAUGUUAAAUUUUUACUUGGGAUUUUGUUAGUGGAUCUGUGCUGAAGCCUGAGAUUUAUAGCUUUUUGGGGGAGAGAGGUUUUGUGUGGAACUGAACAUGUCCAUGUGGAUCUUUUUUAUCUUUUGGGGCAAACCCUCCCUUUUCCGGGUUCCUGGUGCCACUCAAAUUUACUGUUGUAUGUAUUAGAUUUACGUAUUUCCGUGGCUCUGUCUUGCGCCUGGUCUCAGACUGUAUUCUUUACUCUUUAUAUUUGCCCCAAGAAAUAUUGUUGAACUUCUCAGUGGGGACAUGAAUAACUGAGUGGUUGAAUGAUUCACUCACAGACAAAUUCCUCACAUCUGUGUGCAAAGCCACUAUGCAGACCAAAGGGUGUUUCUUUUUAAAAAGUCGAUUGCCUUUAUACUUUUGAGUAGAUAACAUAAUGGCCACACAAUAUAUUUGUGACCCUUUGGAGAGAUGGCUGUAAGUAAAUAUGGGGAAUGGACCUGGACCAGACAUGGUGACCCCACAGCUGAAGGAUGUUCUUCUGGGCCUAUGAUAGUAUCUGUCACCUUGCCUGAGAAAUUUGACACACUUGCUAGCUGGGGUUUGCAAACUUUGCUAUCUGCGGAAGCUUCAUUUGUAGCUGAUUGCUGAGUGUUUUUUGGCUCAGGCACCCCUCACUUCCCUGUCCAGAGGUCUGUGGGGAGCUCUUGGUUGUGCUUAAUUUGUCCUGUUUUCACAGGACUUUCUGUGACAUCCCAGGACUUGCUGUUCGUGGCGGCUUCUCAUAGCUGGAAGUGUUAUGUUCUAUCACAUUUGCUCUGUCGUCUUCAGUCUGUGUUUCUAGGUAACAGGUGUAUAGCUUCUGAACCUUUCAUGUGGCUCCUCCCCUACUUGGUGACUGUUGGCAGAGGAGAGCCUUUGCUGCCCUUCUAAGCCUUCAUGUUCAAAACAAAUCACAAGGCUAUAGAUUUUUACAGUUGUAUGCAAGUGUGUAUAGUUAUUUGAAAAGUAUAGUUUUUGGGGACUUUUAUAUUAAAAUAGUUUUGUUGAUACAAGGAUAAAACUCUUACAGUAAUUUUGUAAUUCAUUCUUUCAUAGGUAAUUCUUUUUUUUUUUUUUUAACAUUUUAUUUACUUGAAGGACAGAGAGAUAGACAGACAAGUCUCCCAUGUGCUGGUUCACUCCUCAGACGCUUACAGCAGACAGGGCUGGGCCAGGCCAAAGCAGGGAGCCAGGAGCCAGGAACUUAAUCUAGGUCUGCAUGUGGGUGGCAGGGACUGGCCACUUGAGCCGUCCAUCACUUGCUGACUCCCCUAGUGUGUAUUAGCAGGAAUCUUGAAGUGGACCCAGGACUCUGGGACACAAACCCGUGUACUCCUGUAUAGAUGUAUGGAUACAGGUGUCACAAAUGGCAUUUUUUAAAAGAUUUAUUUAUUAUUUGAAAGGCAGAGUUACAGAGAGAGAGAGAGAGAGAGACAUCUAUCUGCUGGACCACUCCCCAGAUGCCCACAAUGGCUAGGACUGGGCCAGGUCAAAGCCAGGUCAAAGCCAGGACCCUGGAACUCCAGCCAGGUCUCCCACCUGUGUGUCAGGGCCCCAAGGACUUGUGCCUUCUUCUGCUGCUUUCCCAGGAGGAUUAACAGGCCCAGAAGUGGAGCAGCCAGGACUUGAAGCAGCACUCAUGUGGGAUGCCAGUGUUGCAGGAGGCGGGUUAACCACCUGUUGUACCACAGCACUGACCCCCAAUGGCAUCCCAACCACUACACUAAACACCUGCCCCGGAGCUAAUUCUUAAGGAAGGUAUAUUUUGUACCAGUUUCUUGCCUUGUUCUUUUAAUUUUAUCUUUUCCCCCAUCUUUUAUCAUCCUCCCUUUCUUAGCACACAUACAGGGAUAGCACUCGCCUACACACCAAACUGUAAGUCAUGUCAGGAAUGCGUGGAAAAGAGGAGGAAGGGAGCUCUGGCCCUCGGGUUUCCCUGGUGUUGCUCCCUUGGCCUGUGUGGCUGCGUUCUAUUUUUGGCAUGGCACUGACAUACAGGGAUAAUCAGUUACUACACUUUGUUUACUAUGCAAUUACCAACCAUUUCCUAGACUUCCAUAUCACAGGCCCAGGCUGGGUGAUUUCAUUAAGGUUCCCAGCGUUUCAGAUCCAGAUGAGGUUUUCAGUUGAUUUCUUUCCUUGGGCGUUGAAAAAAUGAAAGUAUAAAUAUUUUUCCAAUGCAUUUAAAAACUUACGAAUUAUUUCUCACCAAAAUGCACAAGACAUGUUAUAUGAAAGCUGGAAUGAGAUGUAAGCCUUUUUAAAACCAAUACUUAAGACAUGCAAAGUUUCUUCUAUCCGAUUUUCAGUGUACAUUUCUAAAAAUAUAAAGUAAAAUCUGCUUCACUUUGUGGUAGAUGUAGCCCUGGAAAAUAACGUGAUAUACAUAGCUGCAUUGGGCACUGAAGUGUAUAACCGGCAAGAAUUGGUUGAUACACUUUUUUUUCCUGCAUUAUAAUUUAUGAUUUCUUUUAAAAAGAAAACUAAGCUCUUAAGAGGACAAGUUGAUGAUAUAAAAGGAUUUUGUACUGGGUACCUUAAAAUCAAGCUGGAAAUAAUGUAAAGAGAGCAGAUUUCACCCAUUCUACAGUCACAGUUCUGAGAAGACAACCACACUUUUCUCAGUCUCCCCCCCCCUUCUCUUCAUCAGUUUUUGCAAAGACGUAUUUUUAAUCCACUCUGUCUUCACAGGUUUAAUUUAUCACUAACCAUAAUAUUCAACAAGUAACAAGUAGGAAGACCACAGCUAGUAAACACGUCUUCCCCCCAAGCAUUCCAUAAAUGAGCUGUAAAACUUUUAAAGUGCCUCCCUGAACCUUUAAAGUGGGGUUUGAUUUGUAGAAAUUGAUGUCCAUUUUCCAGGAACAUGAUCGUUGUGUGAGAGGCUGUCCACAGAGGUUCACCACUGAGCAGAGGCCACACAAGUAUAAAACCAGUAUCUGGAGUAGAGCAGAAAAAUUAUUAUGCCUGCAUUCCCUGGGGACUCUUUGGAAAUUGUACAGUGACGUCUUCGGGGAUUUAGUCUGGAGCGCACAGACUGGUGCCUAAAAUGGAAGUAGAUAUCAAUGGCGAGCCCAGAAGUACCCUGAGCACCCUGCCCUUGCCCGUGGCCGAGGCGAGCUCCCCGGGGAAGGCGGAGGCCGAGAAGCCGCGCUGCUCCAGCACGCCCUGCUCCCCGAUGCGCCGGACCGUGUCGGGCUACCAGAUCCUGCACAUGGACUCCAACUAUCUGGUGGGCUUCACCACGGGGGAGGAACUCCUGAAGCUGGCCCAGAAGUGCUCGGGGGGCGAGGAGGGCAAGGGGGAAGGCGUGCCUUCCCUGCGCUCCAAACAGCUGGACGCGGGCCUCGCGCGCUCCUCGCGGGUGUACAAAGGCCGGAGUCGGUACUACCAGCCCUACGAGAUCCCGGCCGUGAACGGCCGGCGGCGCAGGCGGAUGCCCAGCUCAGGAGACAAGUGCACUAAAUCCUUACCUUACGAACCUUACAAGGCCCUCCACGGGCCUCUGCCUCUCUGUCUUCUUAAAGGUAAGAGGGCUCACUCCAAAUCCCUGGACUACCUCAACCUAGAUAAAAUGAGCAUCAAGGAGCCAGCUGACACAGAAGUGCUUCAGUACCAGCUUCAGCACCUGACCCUGCGAGGGGACCGCGUGUUCGCCCGGAAUAACACAUGAACGGCUGGUGCGGACUUCAGCCCGCUGAGGUCGACCUACGCUUGGCUAGAACGGAAAACACACACACACAAAACAAAAAAACAAAAACCGUAAACACCCACUCUUGUACUCUGCUCCUACUUCCCCUUCUAGAUGGUUCUAUCAGCUUAAGUGUGCCUGGAACCUAAAAAUCGUCGGGAUCACACUUUGAACGCAGGAGUGGACUCACAGGUCCUUGGGAGGGGGGAUCAUUUUAGAGCGCGCAGCUGCAAAGAACACAGAAUGUUGACCGUCUGUAUAGCUUUUGAGCCAGGAACGAAGGCUUUGGUGCAUUGCGUCUUUAGGAUUCUGACACUCAGAUGGGGAAUGUUACCUGCUUGGUUGUAGCUGACUUGGUAUGAUUCAUUGCAAAUCUCUCUCUUAAGUACUCAAGUACUUCCGGAAUCUCUGUAUUUUACUAUAACAUGUAUGUGAUGAUUUGUUUUACGAAAUUUAGAACUUGAACAUUGCUGAAUUGGACCACUUUUUAUUUUUAAAUAUUGAGUUUAAAUAUUUUAUAACUGGUUUUGCACUGAAAAAAAAAAAAACUAACACUUCAGAUUAAGAGCAAAGUCUUACUUCUCUUGCCUCAAUAAUAUUAUUGAGCAAUGAGUUUUUUAUUUCCGCAUGGAAAGUUAUUGAUCUCUAUGGCUGUAAAAUAUUUCUUUAUAGCGUUAUUAAAGUGUGUCUUAAUAACAUUAAAUUUGGGAUACAAAGUAUUUAUUUUGCAACCGGAGGAGUGGAAGCUUUUCUAGAAAGUUUCCAAUACGAAGUUGUCAUCAGUUGGAAAAGUUUCCUUAGUGCUAAUUUUCUAAUUUAAAAUUCAUCUGGAACUUUAAAACAGAAAGGAUUCUUUUAAUUGUGGAUGAUAGGCAAAAUCCUGUUUGCAUCUGUAUUCCUGUUAGUGAAUGGAACUUGAGUAGAGGACCUCAUGAUUUCGACUCGUGAAUGCUUGUACUAAAUAUGAAGUAAUGCCAUUCCGCCCGGCGUGGGCUCAGGCCAGUCCUAGUCCUGUGCCACACAGCACUCAUUGAAACCCCAGUUUCUAGGAUUAGUGUAGGAGCCUAAAGCGCUUCUAUAGUUUUAAUGGGUUAAUCCUGGAUUACUUAACAAUUUAUGUCAAUUGCACUGGUUUAAUUUGUUGCUAAAGAAAUAAAGCCCUGGCUUUGGUAACAAAUACAGCUCAACUAUUCUUGAAUAUAUUUUGGGGGGAAAACUGUACGUAACUUACCUUUUGUAAACGUUUCUAUUUUUUUUUUCCUUUUGACUCUUGAAGGUGCAAUUUAUUACCGAAUUGGCAUUUCUGGCAGCAUCAAAUUUGCAUACUUUUAAGUUUUAUUUUGGGGACUGUGAGUUUCUUAGGUGUUAGCGAUCUUGCUUAUAAAAUAAGAACACCUUUUAAUUAAUGAAUGGAUCAUUCCUGGUACAAUUGUGAUUUUCCUUGGGCCAGAAUGAAUGACAGACUCCAUGUAGGGCAGCAUACCGAUUAAAAAAACCCUAGGGACUCGUAAACAAUGUUUUUUACACCUUCCCCUCGGGCACACCAUGUGAGAGAGCCUUGGGGAGGUGGGCCUGCUUCUUACUGAGUUGAUUACCUUUCUUGGUGGGCUGCAAGUUUUCAGCUAUUGUAUAUUUUAAGUAAAUUGCACCUUUGUAACAUAUUGUAUUGGUGAAUGAUCUCUAAGAUUGACUUUAUCUAUACAGUCAAGACAUAGAAUCCUGUCAGAUGCCAAAGAGUUGGGAUUUUUACGUUUAAUGAUUAAACACCAUUAUUUAUUGAUGAUUUACCCUGUGGAACUGUAUUAUUUCUAACUAUGAAAUAAAAGGGUGAUGUAAACACA